Messenger RNA from Klebsormidium nitens, 927 nucleotides. The record is from the annotation of a GenBank genome assembly. NCBI's taxonomy places the organism in Eukaryota, Viridiplantae, Streptophyta, Klebsormidiophyceae, Klebsormidiales, Klebsormidiaceae.
AUGGGUCGCGCAGGCGGGGGGGGGUUCUCCAGCAGCCGCUCGAGUAGGGGGUCCAGCCGCUCGAUUGCGGCGGUUCUGCUUUUGGCUUACAUUGCUCCAGAAGUGCUAGGAGCACUUCUUGAGGCCGAUCGAGCCCGCGCUGAUUACAAGUACCUGUACGAGUAUUCUUUCUCCCCUUCCACUCGAUCAGCCGUCUGCGCGCAGGUGCAGCUGAAAAGCCCGCUGAAAAGCCCCAGCCCAAGCCACUAUGAUCUUCAAGCUCGUCAGAAGAGCACAGACGGCAGCGGUUCCCCGGAAUCCGAAGAGCCGCACCUGAACUCCCACUCCCGUGGCGACACGGCGGCAUCAACCCUCGUUCAUUCGGGCGGCCCCACCGUGACCUGGCCUUCCUCCGGAGCCGUUUUCCAGUAUUCCGAUACCAAUGACCUGUUGCUGGGGGCCUAUUUUCGGAGUUUGAGCGGCGACACGUGGCAGCAGCAGGAGGCUGGAAUCGAGUCUCCCGGUCUGAAAGAAGCCGCUGCCGAUGCUGAAUCCCGGAACGCCAACCUUCCCGGAGAAGGCAGUAUUGCGUUGGGGAGUCUUGUUUGGGCGGAAAAGGUGGAUAGAAUCGAAGAAUUUUCUGUAGGGGAGAAAGACGGUUACGUGGGGGCUGACGCCAGCAGGGCCCUGGAAAGGACGCGCGCUGACGUCGGCAAGAGUGGCGCCCUGGAAGGAACGCGCUUGUACGCUUUUGACGCGGAUGCGAAGAAGGUCAUUACGGUCGUCCAGAUUCAGGUUGCUCUGCUGGGCCAGGCCACGUCGGUUCAACUGCAGAUGGAUAAGUUAUGCGAGGAGGCGAAGACGGGCUCUAAGGAGGGACUGCAUAAUCUUCUAACAGGCGUCUCGCCGAAGGAGUCGGUGGGUACAUUACGGAUUGUUUCUUCGUAA